This is a messenger RNA of Danio aesculapii, 333 nucleotides long. Its product is annotated as protachykinin. The transcript has 4 exons. NCBI's taxonomy places the organism in Eukaryota, Metazoa, Chordata, Actinopteri, Cypriniformes, Danionidae. The record is from RefSeq and is a predicted model, not a curated record. The coding region runs from base 1 to 333 and encodes 110 amino acids. Gene Ontology annotation, biological process: tachykinin receptor signaling pathway.
AUGAAGAUCGUCCUACUGCUGCUUCUGCUGUUUUCUGCUUUAAAUCAUUUUAUCUUGAGCCAGAACGAGGAGAGCUGGAUCAGUGAGCGCUAUCCAGACGAGGUAAAUUUGCUGGAGUCUGAUCUACAAACAGUGCUGGAAAGAGUCAGUCGAGCGCCGAGACUGCAACAGGUUUUCGGUCUAAUGGGGAAAAGAUCAUCUGCAAGAUCACAGAUAACACGAAGACGACAGAAGUUCCAGACGUUUGUGGGUCUGAUGGGGAAACGGAAUGUCGCUGAAUCAGGCGAGUCUGAUAUUCUGCUUUCUUUACAUGCAUACUGUUUAGAAACAUAA